CCGGAAGUUAAAUAAAACGCCAUCUGGUGUGGUGCUAAAAUCAACUUCUUUAAAAUACACAUGUGCAAUAUUUCUUUUGAAAUAUCGAAGCUUUCUUCCAGCUUUCUUGAGAAGACAUUUUUCCCUGUGAAAUCUUCAAAUAAUACAUAGUGUAAUCAGUACACAAUGCAAUAAAUCCAGAUCCAACUCUCGUGUCAAUAUUCACCAGAAAAAGACCGGGAAAGGGUCCACGCAGUUGUUGUAUUUCUGUCGGCUAUACAAAGAACUUCUCAAGUAGUUCUGUUUAGUAUGAUGAACAUGAGAGGCCCUCGCCCAAUGCCACGUCCAGGAGGGCCACACGGCAUUCCAGGACCACAGCGACCUCCCGGUCCAGGAGGACCCCCUGGGCCAGGUAUGAGACCACCGGGACCUGGUAUGAGGCCUCCAGGGCCACCUGGUAUGGGACCAAGAGGACCAUUGCGACCUCAAGGUCCCGGACCCCAGCGACCACAAGGUCCAGGACCCCAGAUGCGACCCCAGGCUCCUCUUGCACCAGCAUCAAAUGUAACCAAUGACCCACGAGGCGCUCACUGUAGAAUAUUUGUAGGAAAUUUGAACACAAUAGCCAUGAAGAAGGAAGAUGUUGAAGUUAUAUUUAGAAGGUAUGGUAUGGUGAAAGGCAUAUCAAUGCAUAAAGGGUAUGCUUUUGUACAGUAUGGUUCACAUGAAGAGGCAAAACACGCAUCUAUGUCAGAAGAUGGCAAAACUUAUGCUGGUCAAACUCUAGAUAUAAACAUUGCAUCAGAACCAAAGAAAGGUAACAAAAGGGCAGCUCAGCCAGCAAAUAAUUCCAAUGCUAAUGAAUCACCAGCUCAGAAGAAAGCUAAGCUUGAAGCUGCGGCAGCUGGAGGUCGAAAUCUUGUGUCUCUAGGAUCCAGUUUAAAAGAUGCUACAAUUGACGCAUCAAGUACUUCAAUUACAUUGUCACGACCAACUGGAAAGGCGUUGAAAAAGACCACAAUAUCAACGGGAAAUGAUAUCCUUAUAUGCGGUAACUGUAAAUCAUUACACAGUAGUUUAGCUACAUUUGUUCAACAUAAAAAACAGAAGUGUGAAUUAAAGAUACAGUGUAAAUGUCACCAACUGGCAGCUAGUGCAGAAGAGAAAGCCUCUAAAUCAACAGAACCAGAGCGUAAUCUACUAUGUGCGGUGUGUGAUGCUGUGUUCAAGACGGCGUGGGAUCUCUGUCAACAUUGUCAGGAAGAACAUAGCAUUGAAAUAUUUAAGCAGUUGUCAGCUGAUACAGAAGUUAAAGCAGAAAAUAGUGAAGUGAAUGGAGAGAAGGAUAAAGAAUGAUUGACAGUAAGAUAGUGGACAUUACAUUCAUUCUUCAACUCUUGACAACAUGAAAAACAGUGAAAGUUUGUAUAUUGUUUUGGAUACCUGAGUGUCCUUUAUAUAUACACUGAGUGGUCUCCCUUUGAUUUGAAUUAGGGACUCAGUUUAAAUGACGCAAGUAUGAUAGGUAAAAAAGGAGAACAUCAAUGACAAAUCCUGUAAUUUUCAUUUUAAAAGUGUGAAUCAUUCUUUGUAAGAAAAUUUAAAGAUUGUUUUCUGUUUUCUUCAUUAGAAAUGGUUAACCAGUUUCAGUUCCUGUUGUUAGUGCUGUAUAGUUUCAGGGAAUGUUCAGACUCCAACUUUAUAAAUCUGGGUUAGGAGACUAGUCUUAAAUUUAAGCUUUAUCAUUGGUCAGUUUCAAAAUUUGUUUUUCAAAAUCGGCCAAUCAAAUGCUAGAGUGGAACACAGUAAGGAGAAAAAACUGACAGACAGAAAGGUUCAUUGACCUGGAGUUUAAAAUCUUGGUGUAGGUUAGUUUGAAUAUUUAGAUGUGUGUAAAUUGUUACAGACUAAGUGUCGUGUUUCAGUCCCUGCAGGUGCUUGCUUGUACACAUAUGGUCUUUUCUAUCACUUACACACUUCAAGAGAAUUGUUGUCUAAUUCUAUAUAUUAUGGGAUUUGCACAGAUUAUUUGUAAAGGAAUGUUGAAGUGGCCAUAAUACCUGCAUUGCACUGUUUAUAGAUUGUUACAUGUAUUUUUAGUGGACACAAAUACCUGUUGGACACAUUUCUACUGGUAUUUUGUAUGAACUACACUCAUAAUAGGGCAUAAACAUGCAUGUAAUAUUUAUGAGAGUCAUUUAAUAUCAUUAUUCUUCUGUAAGAAAUAUCUGUUUGUUGUGAUAACUUUCAUGGCAUGGAGUACUUGGUGACUUACAAUUAUGGAAAAUGUAAAAAAGCUAGAAAAAGGCAGUCAUAUCUCUACUGUGUAUUGAUGUACUGGUGUUAUUUCAAAUCUAUACUGUAUAUCAAAAAAGCAUUGAAUGUUUAUAAAACAUACAUAUUUCUGUUCUGUUUUUUCAUUAUAUUUCAUCUGUUAAGAAAUGAGUUUGGUUAAAAAGCCUUUUGUUUAGACUUUGAUAAGGUGAGUUAAAUCACACUAAUAUGAAAUAAGGCACUGCCUCAAUCGGGAAUCGAUCCGAUUUCAGCUCAUCCCAUAACAUUUUCAAAGAACUGUUUAAUGACAGCACAGGACACAUUUUUUUUAAUUUGACAGUAAAUAUCUCAUUCGGUAUAUGGCAUGUUACCGUAGACAUGGUAGAGGGAUUGAUUCUGUAUUAUUUUAAAGGUAGAGUUUGGAAUAAAAACAACACUGCCUGUAUUUGCACUGAUGUGCAAGACGUUGCGAUUUGGACAAGUUACGUGGAUGCUUAUUAGACACAAGGAAAAAGCAUAUUCUUCCAAAAAAUCCGAAGUCAGACGCUCUGUGCACGUGCCGGAAAGACACAUUUUUUAAUUCGCUAGUAUAUAUCUCAUACCGUAUAUCGCAUUUUACCAUAGAGGAAUUGAUCCCAAUUUUCGUCGCCUCGCAAUGAAAAUUGGUAGGAUCGAUUCCCUAUUAGGGCGCAUAUUCAGUAAAGUUGAUGCUCUCGUUUACUGUAGCUUGCCAAUGUAAGUCAGUUGCAAGGUUCUUCUUUGUAUCAGAUCAGAACAUAGAACUGAACCAUUGUAAUUUUGAUCAUAUGUGAGUUUUGUAUGUGGUUAUUUGUUGACAUUCUUUGUAUUGAUUUUAUCUUUUGUCAGAACAUAGAAAUGCAUUGUAAGUUUGGUUAUGUGUCAAUACAUUUGUAUUGAGUGAGAAAAUUUUCAUAUCACUUUUGAACAUGCGUGUAAAUUUGAUCGUGUUUCGAUAUUCUUUGUAUUGAAUGCUCUGUCGUUUAGUGUUUAUGGUGCAUUUCAUAUUGUGUAUACAGAUGUAAAUUUAAAUACAUUAAUGGAGCUUAUAUAUGCCAUGUUUAGUUUGUUAAAGACUUAGUUGUUCGUAAAAAUAUAGUGUGACAACAAUCUGUUUUUAGAAGGACUUUGUAAUUCCAAGUGAAUGAAGAGAUAUGUUUUAAUGUGAACUCUUUUUUUGAAUAAAUGUUUUUGGAAAUAACAGUAUUUGCUUGGAGGAAUUUGUUGGUAGCUAAGAAACUAAAUAUUGAUGAUAUAUAGCUAUAUAAAUCAUGUGGUUCAUUGUGUGUAUAAAUUUGGUAGAACUGAAGUGCUUGUGAAAGCUAUAUGCUUGAAGUUAUGUACAUGUGUAAAUGAAUUGAUUCUUUUAAUCUCUUAUUUGUUCAUCACUUACUUAAGAAACAGACAGAUAAAAUAGGAUUUCCAAAAGAAGUGGACAGCCAAAAUGGGUUGUUCUGUAAUUUGUAUAAAUAGAUUACUGGUUUAUUAGUCAUUUUUAGGAUGAUGUAUAUUGCACAUUACUAAAUGGUAAUAGUGGAUUUUGUGUUGUCAGUGGAAAUCAUGUUAAAAUUACACUGUAUUUGUCAUUUUCUUUUUACCACAUCUUUUCAUUGUCACCAUUUUUGUUUUGUUGUCAUGAUGUAUUUAGAUUCAUAUAGACAAUAAACUGACACUCAGGCA
Mercenaria mercenaria is the source of this 3951-nucleotide messenger RNA. Its product is annotated as splicing factor, proline- and glutamine-rich-like. Gene Ontology annotation, molecular function: RNA binding. Gene Ontology annotation, cellular component: nucleus. The coding region runs from base 289 to 1335 and encodes 348 amino acids. NCBI's taxonomy places the organism in Eukaryota, Metazoa, Mollusca, Bivalvia, Venerida, Veneridae. The transcript has 9 exons. The record is from RefSeq and is a predicted model, not a curated record.